This is a messenger RNA of Phytophthora infestans T30-4, 1392 nucleotides long. RefSeq lists its product as uncharacterized. The record is from RefSeq and is a predicted model, not a curated record. The transcript is spliced from 3 exons. Bases 1 to 1392 code for a protein of 463 amino acids. Lineage: Eukaryota; Oomycota; Peronosporomycetes; Peronosporales; Peronosporaceae.
AUGGUAGCAGACGGUAGUGGCGGCCUAGUGCUCACGCCGGCGCAACGUAUUCUCGUCAACAAGAGUCGUGCUGUCAAGCAACAGCGAGCAGUGGCUCUCGAAGCCCAGCACGAGCUCGACGCCAGGGCUCGUGCGCACAAAGAAGAGAUCAAGAGUCGCUGCCAGUCUCAAUACGCACCUGCACCUACUGCUCGACGUCUCAUUCUACGUCAUGUCGGCGAAGAGCUAGCGCGCCCGCAAAGUUCAGACGACGACUACGACGAAGAGCGUUUCGGCCCCGUGCGCCGUCCUCCUCGCAAGCAGCCGCCGAACCUUUGGGUGCCGAUCUUUGAGCAAGAGGUGGCCGAGGUGCAACAGGCCAAGGAGGAAGCAGAGCGCAAGCGGCUGGCGGCAGCGGCCGAGUAUCGCGAGCGGCUCGACAACCAAAAGGUCGACAAAGACCGCAAACGGCUGGAGGAGAAAGCUGUGGCUGAUGGCUACGCGCGAGCGCAAGCCGCUCAGCAAGUCGCGUGGCGCGAGCAAGAGAAGGCAAAGCAGAGGCAGCGCCAGGACCAAGUUGUGCUGGAGGCGCAGCGCUGGCAACAAGAUCUUCGUGCGCAAGCUGAGGCGCUCCGUGUGGCGCAAACAACCAAAGAGCGUAACGAACGCCGUGUGCUCGAGAGACUACGUAUGCUGGACGAACAGGACAAGCAUCGAAAGGCGGAGCGCAAAGCUGCCGACAGGGAAGAGGUCGUCCGAGUCAAGCAAGCCAAUGCCCAGCAGCUGGAACUUAAACGACAGGCCGUACUGCGGUCACAGCGACAAGACCGCGAGCUGCAAGAAGCUUACGAAAGGAAGCUCGAGCUGCAAGAGGCGGCGCGUCGUGCUGAGCUCGAUGCGAUCCUUGUGAAACAGAGUCACAAAGUGAAGCUGGCUCUUCUUAACGUCAAGAGCGCCGAGGAGAAGGCACGCGAGGACGAGGAACGUGCACUGGCGGUGCAGACAGCUAUGCGAGCUCGAGAAGCUGAGCUGAUUGAGCUCAAGGACCGCAAGAAGCGUGAGGCUGCCCGUGUGCAAGUGCAGGCAUUGACGCUGCAGAAAGAAGACAAAAAGACUCGACGACUCUCCGAGGAACGCGAGGAGGCAGUCUACGCGAGCAAAUCCAGAGCAGAUUUCCACUCGUGGCAACAGGAGCAGGUGGCUGAGAAGGAAAAGGUGCAUCAACGCAAUCGCGAUUACCAAAAGCUGGUGCGGCAGCAGAUGAGUGAGGAUACGAUGCGCAGAGCUGACGAGGACAAGUACGGAAUGACUCUGUUGGAGGCCGAAAUAAACACCAAGCUGCUGCAUAAGGCUGGAAUCGCCGCACUGCCAGAAGAUAUCCAUCGCAAGUAUAAUAGUUACUUAAAGUAUUGA